CUCAGCAAAUCAAUUCAGAUGCUUCAGCAAAAAAUAAGUUAUUUCGAAAUGCGUUUUAUUCUUUUUACUUAUGCAUUUAUUGUGUCCGCUAAUUCGGCUACCUAUAACUUGAAAUCACCGUCUACUUUGCCGCGUUAUCUGAGUCCUGUACCAUCUUCAGAUCCCCAAGCACUAGUACCUUCCUAUCAAUAUUCGGCACCAGCACCUGAACCUGCAGCCGYGACUUAUGCAGCGCCAGCACCAGCACCCGCCUACGGAGCUUCGGCAAUAGUACAACCACCUUGUGCGGGGGUGUCUGCCUCACUUCCUGAGCCAUUACCGUAUGCACCAGCUUUGCUGGCAUCGGACUCAUCGCCUUAUAUAGCUUCAGCACCGGUUUCAGCUCCUUACUCAGCACCAGAGCCAGUUCCAGUACCAACUCCACCACCAGCUCCUGUUACUUAUGCAACACCUGCUCCUUACGCAACAGCUCCAGCGUCGAUUCCUGAUGCAUAUGCUCCGGUAGCAUCAAUUCAAGAUGCCUAUUUACCAUCAGUGCCGGCCACAUCUGCUUACGCAGCUCCAGGAAUAGAUCCCGUACCAUCAUCAUGUCCUAAUGCAGUCGCAUCUGAUACUUAUGCAGCUCAGUCAUCGGCUCAAGCUGCUUAUGCAGCACCAGUAGACCCAACUCAAAAUGUUUAUGCAGCACCUGAUCCAGCACCAGCUGAUUACGCGGCUCCUGUACUCCGGGCAGCAACUUACACUGAACCAGAUCCAGCUCCAGCACCUGCUCCGGCUGCUUACUCAGUACCAUCACCAGCCCCACAAGCUUAUAAUGCUCCCGUACCUGCACCAGUCUCUUUUUAUGCUGCUCCAAACCAAAGUGUCUCACCAGCCAUAUCCUCUUAUCUAGCACCAACACAAUCUGUCGUAUCUUAUGCUUCUCAGGCGGCCCCUCCAGCCCCUUGUGCCUCUCCAGUUCCGGCUCCAAUUCCAGCUCCGGUGUCUUAUGCUGCUCCUGAACCUGCUCAAUCAUCUUACGCUGCACCAGCACAGGGUUCCGCUCUUGCUUCAUUGUCAUCCUACACAGCUACUCCCCUCUCGCCUUAUGAAAGCUCGGCGCCUGCUCCUGCUCCUUAUUCAGUUCCGUCUCCAGGUCUGGUAUCCUACGMCACUCCCGAACCUCCUCAACCAGCUUACGCUGCACCAGCACCCGCUGCCGCUCGUUAURCAUCGUCAUCUUACACAGCACYAGCCUCAACAUCGCUUCCCGCCCCRUAUGCAGCUUCAGCUCUAUCGCUGUCCUAUGCUGCACCUUCACCGACUAACUCUGCUUAUGCACUGCCAUCUUACGUAGCACCAGCUCCAGCAUCCCCUCCUACCUCAUACCUAUCCACAGCUCCAGCUCCAGUGUCCUAUGCCGCACCUUCACCACCAGCACCAGCACCCGCACCUAUUUUUCCCCCAUAUUCCAGUGCUGUUAAAUACUAUCAAUGAACAUAAUAUUAUAUGUUUAAAGUAGUUUCCGAAAAGAUCAAUAAAUAAAUCAUUUUACAGCUCAA
This is a messenger RNA of Bactrocera latifrons, 1541 nucleotides long. RefSeq names its product extensin-2-like. The coding region runs from base 19 to 1476 and encodes 485 amino acids. The transcript is spliced from 2 exons. Lineage: Eukaryota; Metazoa; Arthropoda; Insecta; Diptera; Tephritidae. The record is from RefSeq and is a predicted model, not a curated record.